AUCUCCUAAGGACGAAGGAGAACAGAAGGACUGAAGCCGAAAGAAGCUCCCUUUGGUCUCGGGCUCUUUUUAAUUGUGGACAGUACUAUCAUAGGAAUUGCCCAAAAGUUGGACAGUGCAGUUACGCACACGAGAGUGUCUACACGGUGAUUUCUCUUUUUUUUUUUUUUUUUUUUUUCUUGGCGUGUAGAUUUUUGUGAAGCUGUACUGGGUCAUGAUACAAGCGGGCUGAUCAUAGAACUCCGAAGUUUCUACGCUCUCGCUAAAAACCAGCUUUGCAGUGGGGAUUUUUAGAAGCGUUUGGUGUCGCGCAAAGAUCUAAUGACGGCCGAGGUACAGCAGCCAUCAGUGCAGACCCCUGCCCAAAGCAGUCCGAUGUCUGCGCCUGAAAAACCACACGGUCAGUCGUCGGUGAUGGAGACGGCUUCCUCGACCACUAAAACCAAGAAGACAAAUGCUGGAAUUCGUCGUCCCGAAAAACCGCCGUAUUCUUACAUUGCCCUCAUAGUAAUGGCCAUACAAAGCUCGCCUACGAAACGACUAACUCUCAGUGAGAUAUAUCAGUUUCUCCAGAGCCGCUUUCCGUUUUUCAGGGGCUCCUACCAAGGCUGGAAAAAUUCCGUGCGUCACAACUUGUCUUUGAACGAGUGUUUCAUUAAGCUGCCCAAGGGUCUUGGGAGACCAGGAAAGGGCCAUUACUGGACCAUCGACCCCGCCAGUGAGUUCAUGUUCGAGGAGGGUUCUUUUCGUAGGAGACCGCGAGGAUUCAGGCGUAAAUGUCAGGCACUAAAGCCUUCAAUGUACAGUAUGAUGAACGGACUUGGAUUCAAUCAUCUGCCCGAGUCCUAUAACUUCCAGGGGAGCGGCGGAGGACUAUCUUGUCCUCCAAACAGUUUAUCUUUAGAGAGCGGCAUUGGAAUGAUGAAUGGACAUUUAGCCAGCAACAUGGAUGGAAUGGGGUUGGCAGGACAUUCCAUGUCGCAUCUAUCAGCAAACAGUGGACAUUCCUACAUGGGGAACUGUACAGGCUCCUCAGGUAGCGAGUACCCCCACCAUGACAACUCCGCGUCACCACUCCUGACCAGUGGCGGAGUAAUGGAACCACAUCCCGUUUACUCAAGCACAACAUCGGCAUGGGCUCCUGCGCCUUCUGCCUCUCUUAAUAACGGAGCAUCUUACAUCAAACAGCAACCGUUAUCUCCAUGCAACCCUGGAGCAAAUCCUUUGCAACCCAGCUUACCAACACACUCUUUGGACCAGUCAUAUCUACAUCAGAAUGGGCACAGCACUACCGACCUACAAGGUAUUCCACGGUACCACUCCCAGUCCCCAAGCAUGUGUGACAGGAAGGAAUUUGUCUUCUCUUUCAACGCCAUGACAUCGUCAACUAUGCAUUCUCCUGGAAGUGGUUCUUAUUAUCAUCAUCAACAAGUCGCGUAUCAGGACAUCAAACCUUGCGUGAUGUGACAGCACUGGUAAUAAAGAAAUGACAAUUCAACACUGAUAAAAAGCCACUGAUCCCUUCGGCGGCUGUGGGGUUCCGGGAAGAACUCAGGCCUAAAGGAGCACAGCGGGGCUGAAGUGAGGACGCUAGAAAAAUACAUGGAGGUUAAAAUUCUAAAUUCAGUUCCCGAACGAUGGAAACAAUGAUGACAAACUCGGUACAAGUACAUUACAAGAGAGAGUCGGGUACCUAAAUCUUGACUGGUGUUUUCCUGGCACAAAUAGCCUACGGUGAUGAAUCUAAAAUUUAUCAACGCUAUUCCAAGUGCAAAAACUAUUCCAAGUGCAAAAAUGUAUGUACAGAGUAAAUUAGAAACAAACUAUUGUGCAUCUCAACUCCCAACAGCCGCUUGGUACUAACUCUGCUGGCGGAUGACUACCACUUGAGAGUAUGUGACUGUCCUCAAAGAUACAACAGUAGUACAUACACGUUGUCACUAAGGGAACUAGAAUUGUUUUUCAGUGAAAAUUGUAUUGUGUAUUUUUAAUAUUAUUUUCAUUCAGGACGAGUUGUUGGUUGUCUGAGCACAGUCAAUUUAAAGUUUGGUUAAUUAGUGUAAGUCUUUAAAAUCCAUUAGACUAUCAUAAGUAAGGAAAAUUAAGGCACUUUUAAACGUUAAAGCGCAACUUAUUUAUUCUGUUUAUAUUUUGAUUGUACAAUUAUAGCCAUAGUAUUGAACGCUUUAUUGGCAAUAUUUGCCCAGACGCUGUCUUAUUCAGUGUAAACAGAAAAUGAAGGUUAAAUGUAAGCACUGUUAUUUUUUAUGUUUGGUGUUAAUGUUUGUAUAUCCGUAUUGACACGAGUCAUUUUCCAGCACUGUAAAAUGUAUAUGGUGUAGUUAAUAUCUUUUAGUAGGCUUCUUUUCCUGUUUUGAUGUCUUUAGACAUUAGGUUAUAUACGCACGAUUUGUAUAAAAUUGUAUAAAACCAGUAAUGGCAUGCAGUUUGAAUUAAACUGUUCAAAACGUUCAUACA
Molecule: messenger RNA, 2478 nt
Organism: Electrophorus electricus (electric eel)
Lineage: Eukaryota; Metazoa; Chordata; Actinopteri; Gymnotiformes; Gymnotidae
Gene: foxf1
Product: forkhead box F1
Biological process (GO): regulation of transcription by RNA polymerase II; animal organ morphogenesis
Cellular component (GO): nucleus
Molecular function (GO): DNA-binding transcription factor activity, RNA polymerase II-specific; RNA polymerase II cis-regulatory region sequence-specific DNA binding
Source: RefSeq, a predicted model, not a curated record